GUCGACCAACAAACUAGCUCGCUCGCCGCCUCACUUCGUCCUGCCUGAAAAAUGGAUAUGGGAAACCUCAUGGACUAUCUCGAGAUCGGCUGCGCAUGCUGCGAAUUCCAGUACAACCUCUGGCUCAUCGCGGGCGAGCCGCCAGCGCCGCCGAAUCGGAAUAGCGACCCAAAGGGCGACCUCCACAAAGAGUUGAUGCAAUGCCAGUUUUGCUUCAAGUCCCGGCGCGAAGGGGUCACCUUCUUCCGGUGUGGAGGUUGUCAAAUUGAGAUAUAUUGCGUGAGCGCCGUCUGCCCCGGCGCCAGACUGGUGCGUAUGCUCAUACUUGUCGGACGGGCAGAGCAAAGAGUGCCAGAAGAAGGCAUGGAGCAGGCACAAGCAGAAGUGCGCCAUCAACCGCAAGUACCAGCCCGCAGGCGGCGGCGAGCCGAAGCCGAUGAAGGACCUCCGCGCGUUCACGUCCAAGCACCGGCCGUCGAUCUCUAGCGCCGCGCAGGCCGCGCUCGGCGUUGCGAAGAAUCCCCAGCGCGCCCAGGAGUACGUCUUCGCGAUCUUCCUCCGCCCACGCUCGAACCCGGCGCGCACGGAGACGGCGUUCUGGGCGCUGGGCGCCGCCGUCGUGCCCUUCAGCGCGUUUCCCCCGGACCAGGUCGCGGAGAUGAAGGGGCAGCUCAGGUCUGCGACGGACCUGAACGUCGCGAACGGCUCGCUGGGCGCGAUGGAAGUCGUGCUGAUGUGCAUCGACCCGAACGUGGUGAACGUGGUGAUGAUGGGCUUUUCGGACGGGCCGUCGCCCGUGGAGGAUCCGGGCGCGAAGUGGAAGCACUGGCUUUUGCAUCGGCUCAACGAGGGGAUGGUAUGCUAAUGGGGGAAAGGCAACUUCAACAAUGUAGCAUAUAUCCACACAUGUAUCACUAUGCUUCACCAAACUAUCAUCUACGCGUACAAUCUGCAUACUAACGGAGCACGGGACGACAGAACGGUGUCGGUGUAUGAGGUGUAUGCUGUCACCCGCAAUAUCUGCGCGAUGUCCAAGAGCCGUAUCGCACAAGAGCCCGACAUCGGAGACUCCGAGAACAUAGCAGAUGAGAUGAUGGAUUGCGCCU
Trametes versicolor FP-101664 SS1 is the source of this 1106-nucleotide messenger RNA. RefSeq lists its product as uncharacterized. The record is from RefSeq and is a predicted model, not a curated record. The transcript is spliced from 2 exons. Lineage: Eukaryota; Fungi; Basidiomycota; Agaricomycetes; Polyporales; Polyporaceae. The coding region runs from base 437 to 865 and encodes 142 amino acids.